AUGUACUGUAGCUCAGUCGAGGACAUGUACUGUAGCUCAAUCGAGGACAAGUACAGUAGCUCAGUCGAGGACAUGUACUGUAGCUCAGUCGAGGACAAGUACAGUAGCUCAGUCGAGGACAAGCACUGUAGCUCAGUCGAGGACAAGUACAGUAGCUCAGUCGAGGACAAGCACUGUAGCUCAGUCGAGGACAUGUAUUGUAACUCAGUCGAGGACAUGUACUGCAGCUCAUUCGAGGACAAGCAGUGUAGCUCAGUCGAGGACAUGAACUAUAGCUCAGUCGAGGACAAGUACAGUAGCUCAGUCGAGGACAAGCAAUGUAGCUCAGUCGGGAACAAGUACAGUAGCUCAGUCGAGGCCAUGUACUUUAGCUCAGUCGGGGACAUCGAAGUCGAGUUCAUGUACUUUAGCUCAGUCGAGGACAUGCAUUGUAACUCAGUCGAGGACAUGUACUGCAGCUCAGUCGAGGACCAGCAGUGUAGCUCAGUCGAGUUCAUGUACUGUAACUAA
Molecule: messenger RNA, 510 nt
Organism: Haliotis rufescens (red abalone)
Lineage: Eukaryota; Metazoa; Mollusca; Gastropoda; Lepetellida; Haliotidae
Exons: 2
Coding region: 1-510 (169 amino acids)
Source: RefSeq, a predicted model, not a curated record